GUAUUGAAUUGGGAAGGAACCGAAUGAUUCUAGCGUGUCAGGCGCUUCAAUCGCAACCCGAAUUAAACAUCCGAUGCGCUGCUCAACUCUACAAUGUCCCUCGUACAACUCUAUUUAUUGAAGUUAUGGUAGCGCUUAAGACUCAUGUUUUUUUGACGUGGUUUGACUACAUCGCGAACCGUCGCUUUUCGUUAUAUGUUGGGUUGGAGAACCGAGAUUCCCCCCGAGGAGUCUUGUUACACGCAAAGGUGGUCAAAGAUUUGUGAGGUUGUAAAAGCAUGACAUUCUAUCUAGUCCUAUGGAGCACGAAGGUUGGA
This is a messenger RNA of Pseudomassariella vexata, 317 nucleotides long. RefSeq lists its product as uncharacterized. The coding region runs from base 24 to 266 and encodes 80 amino acids. The record is from RefSeq and is a predicted model, not a curated record. The transcript has a single exon. Lineage: Eukaryota; Fungi; Ascomycota; Sordariomycetes; Amphisphaeriales; Pseudomassariaceae.